AUGGUGUACAACUCGUUGACUGAUGCUCCUCGCAACCUCAAGGAGGCCAUUGAUUGGUUGAUAGCCGUGAAGGGAGAUGAUUCUCAAACUAUCAUGCAGACUUUAGGUGAGACACUAUACCGAAUUCUCUCAGACAAGAAUGUUGGUUUGUUGUUUAUACCGGAGAUCGAGAAGGUGAAACGUCUUUCUAAAGAGUUCAUGGAGCAACAAGAACUUAAGGGUCGGUGGUUCAUAAAAGAGCUGCUGGAGAGGUUCAAAAGGCCUAUGAAUAAAACCGUCGGUCUUGAAUUAAAGCGUCUCUGGGUGCGCUUCCCAAGUGAUUACGAGAACAUCAUAAAAUCCAGGGAUGUAACACCUAAAGACUUGGCAGACGGCGUAGAAGAAAUUGUGCAUGAUUGUGACACAUUUCUGAAACUCAUUAAAAACCGAGAGUUGUAUAACUCGGCUUACAGUUCAGAAGCUACGUGGGAGGCUUCAUGCUCUAAAAACCCGGAAGCUUGUGCGUUGGUUCUAGUGGGUAUUGCGCCAAUGAUAUGGGCCGGCAUACAAACCUUGUGGGAUGCGACCCAAGCUGCAAUUGAAGAAAAGUCGAAACCUGGUGCGGAGGAGCGUUUUGGAAGUGUUUUGAAAGCACUGGGUUACAAAGAGCCAGAAUGCCGUGCUGGCAUGAGUGGUUCAGAUGUCCGCCAGGCUUUGCGCGUUAUGGAUAAAGAUAUGUUGGUGACACUCUACGACAUCUCUGGUUUUUGGGCAUUCUAUUGA
This is a messenger RNA of Babesia bigemina, 762 nucleotides long. RefSeq lists its product as hypothetical. NCBI's taxonomy places the organism in Eukaryota, Apicomplexa, Aconoidasida, Piroplasmida, Babesiidae. The record is from RefSeq and is a predicted model, not a curated record. The transcript has a single exon. The coding region runs from base 1 to 762 and encodes 253 amino acids.